This is a messenger RNA of Aureobasidium vineae, 1170 nucleotides long. NCBI's taxonomy places the organism in Eukaryota, Fungi, Ascomycota, Dothideomycetes, Dothideales, Saccotheciaceae. The record is from the annotation of a GenBank genome assembly.
AUGACGGCGCCCAAUCGUCCCCGCGUCUUCCUCGAGAUCAGCAUCGGGAACGAACCAGCAGGCCGCUUGACCAUCGAGCUCUUUGCUGACCAGACUCCCAAGACAUGUGAGAACUUCCGCGCUCUAUGCACAGGCUCACACAAAAACCUCAACUAUGCGCUCAGUCCCUUCCACCGCAUCAUUGACGAAUUCAUGGUCCAAGGCGGAGACAUAACCCGCGGCGACGGAACAGGCGGCGACAGCAUCUACGGCGGCGACUUUGAGGAUGAGAACCUGGGAUGGCGCGACAUGGAUGCUGCUGGUUUGGUGUGCAUGGCCAACCGUGGAAAAGCCACCAACAGCAGUCAAUUCUUCAUAACUCUCGACAAAUGCCCGCAUCUGAACAACAAACACACCAUCUUCGGACGCUUGGUCGGUGGAGAAGAUACGCUGGCUCGCAUGGCCAAGGUCCAGGUUGAUAAGGACGACAAACCUCUCGAACCUGUUCUGAUCGCACGUUGCGGAGAACUUGAACGCAGAAAGAAAGUACCCGCCGCAUCGCCCGAACCAGCCAGCAAAGACAGAGGCCGAAAGAACAGGCGCGGAAGCUCUGCAUCCCUUUCGCGGUCUCCGUCCCCACGACCUCAGAGAAGCCAACCAGUACGAAGACAAAGCGACCACUUUAUCGACGAGAAUCUACGCGGCAGAGUACGCGCUAGAUCCGAUGAUGAGGACGUAGAGUCGUCUGCAAAAGAGCAGGCUAUAGAAUCGGAUUCGCAGAGCCCGGACAGUAGGUACAAGCGGAAACGCAGCCCCAGUCCGUCGCGAGGAUUCCAGAGGAAGAAAGCCAGCCGGGAAUCGAGCCGAAGCCCAGUAGACUCGCGCCGAAGGAGAAGAAGCCUGCCGAAUCAGUACUAUGAUCAUGAUGCACCGAGUCGGUCGAACGACAGUGAUCGCAGACGGCCCAGAGAGAAUGAUCGAUACAGACCUGGCAAUGGCAACAGGCAGUAUGACAGAGACGGCGGAAGAAGAGGAGGAGAAAUUCAUAUCGUCCUCCACCGAGGCAGGAAGAAGGANCGUCUGGGCGGAGACCCGUACGGCAGCGCCGGCGCAGGAGCAGGCGAAGAGAGCACUGUCAAGUUCAAAGGCAGAGGCCACAUGAAGUUCAGGGAGCCAGAUAGGCGCUGGUAA